Molecule: messenger RNA, 958 nt
Organism: Arabidopsis arenosa
Lineage: Eukaryota; Viridiplantae; Streptophyta; Magnoliopsida; Brassicales; Brassicaceae
Source: the annotation of a GenBank genome assembly
AAGGCUCCAGUUCUAGAAACAAUGCAUCUCAGACUUGGGGAUGAUUGUGAACCUCAAGAACAUGAAAGAUGGGUUGAUAUUGCAGUAGCUAGACACGUGCGUGUUCUUGAGCUUAUCCAUUACCGUUGCCAGUUUAAACCCAUGCCUUGUCCUAAGAGCUUGUUUACAUGUAAAGGCCUUGUGACUUUACGCCUUCAACAAGUAAUGAUUUGGGAUAUUCCUUCCACAAUCUUUCUCCAGUCCCUCAAGAAUCUCUCCCUUCUGUGUGUUGAAUUCCUCUCUGGGGAUGAACAUGUUCAUAGGCUUUUGUCCGCUUGCCCUGUCCUUGAAACACUGAUUGUUCGGCGAUGGCUCGUGGACUGUGUGACGAUCUUCACAAUUGCGAUCCCGUCAUUGCAAAGCUUACAUAUCAUGCGAAGACCAGAUUUCCAUGGAACAACAGAUGGUCGCGAGUAUGUCGUCAGUACUCCUUCUCUAAAGACUUUAAAAGUUCUAGAUAAAUUUAGUCGGUUUCGUUCAUUAGUGAAAAUGCCGAAGCUGGUGAAUGCAGAAAUCAAGAUUAGACAAGAGGACUCUAAUAAGAUUAUGGGAUGUCUAACCUCAUCCAAAUACCUCUCCUUAUGUCUUACCUCAGCGGGAUCAGUCUUAAUGGCAAAAUCUUGUGAGUUUCUCUGUCAGCUCGAGUAUCUAGAGCUAUGUACUAAAUGUUCAUCAGAUUGGUUAUGUCUUCUACUCAGCCAUUCCCCUAAACUGCGAGUUCUGAGGUUAAAUAAUGCUGAGUUGUUCUAGCAAAUGUCAGCUUGAGGUUCGUUCUACCCUGAGCAGCAUUGAUAUGGUAAUGGAUUUUGGUUUCUUUCUCUUCGUAAGUUUUUUUCUCGGAUUUGGAUUUCUCAAUCAAAUACUUUUACUCAAAAGUUUGUUGUUGAUCUAGUCAAUCUAACAAAGCAGUUAGAAAGUU